AUGAAGUGCUUGGUCUCGUGCGUUACGUAUGAGCCGAAGUUGCGCCCCACGAUCGCGUGCCAGGUCGGGUUGUACUUCUUGUCGAAUUCUUUCUUGAUGAACGCGGCGAUGUCCUUCUCGAUGUUGUACUUCUCUAGAGCCUGCGUCGCGCAAUCGAUGGCGUCCUGCUGCAUGUCCUCGGCCAUGUCGGCAUUCUUGAUGACCGCCUUGCGGUCCGCCAUGGCCCUUCUCUGCCGGCUGCGCAGGAGCGCAAGAAGGUGUAGCAACCAGAAGCUCCACUGGCUUGCUGGAACCUUGAACCAAAAUGGCUACGGAUCUCAUUGCUAUGAUUAA
Molecule: messenger RNA, 333 nt
Organism: Prorocentrum cordatum
Lineage: Eukaryota; Dinophyceae; Prorocentrales; Prorocentraceae
Source: the annotation of a GenBank genome assembly